CUCUCUACGACAUGGCCGUCUUCAUGAUAAACAUCUGUAAAUUCAAUGGCUGUGGUAUUACAUUUCCAAGACUGGCGGAUCUGAUUGAACACAUAGAAGACGUCCAUAUCGACUAUGAUCCAGCCGUAGUAGAACAGAAAGAGGCGUCCCAGCCAGCAUGCAUCCCUCUGAGCUACGUGUUGAAGUUCUUCACGGAGGCGACACGGCGCGAAUUUCAGAACAUGCCGCCGGUCCCAGACGUUCGUCGGCGUUUGCUCUCCACACCAAAGACUCCAUCUGUGCGCAGCAGCACUCCCACAGGCAGCGAGAUGGACGAAGACGAGCUGAUGAGUCCGUCUGAAGACAGCAAUGAUUCCUGGACGACUGUCGAGGAGUACAGCUCCGAGUACAUUCUGCGUUAUGGUGUCAAGAUGAACAGUUCAGCGGCGUCGGGCGCGCUGGGUCACGCUGCGCAGGAGAAGCCGUUCGCCUGCCCCGUGCCUGGCUGCAAGAAGCGCUAUAAGAAUGUGAAUGGUAUCAAAUACCACUCCAAGAAUGGACACAAGAAGGAUGGCAAGGUAAAAAAGGCUUACAGAUGCCAAUGCGGCAAAAGUUACAAAACGGCGCAAGGCCUUAAAAGCCAUUCGAUAACCCAACACAUCGUCGCAAGCCAGCCGUCCACGUCCGCGGCUCUGGCCGCUAUCCAAGCGCCCCCGGCCGUAGCGCCCCCAGCCGUAGCGCCCCCGGCCAUAGCGCCCCCGGCCCGCACGUCGCCCCCGCGCGGCCAGGCGCCCAAGCUGGGCGGGCUCGUCGUCACCGCCUCCCCGCACACCCGCCCGCUCAACGACGCAGUAGACGGUAACAAACUAGUCCGCAUCUAUGACAGUCUCAAAACCAAAGAUCUCCCGACGUUCACCAUUCCGAAGCAUAACCUGACUAGUCUGAAUAUUAGCGCGGCGCAGCACGGGAUAGUGCGGCACUCGUCGGGGCUGCUCACCCCGGCCUCCACGCCCGGCUCCAGCCCCGUGGAGCGCCUCAAGCUCGAGCGCUCUCCGCGCGUCACCGUACAGAACACCCCUCUAACACCCCUCACUCCGUACGCCAACGAAAUACCACACUAAACGCGCUCAGCUCAGGUUCAUAUCGCAUGGGCGAAGCAUACGAAUUUAAAGUCACUAGCUAUAAGUAUCUGUAGUCAUAAAGGCCAAGUUCCUAACCAAAAAAUAUAAAAAAAAGAUUUAGUUUAAUAUUUGUUAUUGAAAUUCAGAGUAUAUUUUAUCUCUCUCCUUCUUUGAAGGUGCCACAUACUUAGCCUGAAAUGUACCACGAGCAUGCUUUAAAUGAUUGUUAUAAUUUUCAUUUAUGAUGGCGCAAUAUUUCAUUGCAUUGGAGUCUGCACCUUAAUUUGUUUAAUUAUUGUUUAAUGACAAAAUUGAUACGAGUAGUCAAUUUGUAUUCCUCACAGAGGCAGAGGCAUUGUAUAUUUGAUUGUUUUGUUUGAUUUGAGAUUGUUAAUUUUAUCUUGAUUAUUUAAUUUAGCUAGUUUUUAGUAUAGUUGUUCAUUUGAUUUUUAGGAAUAUUAUUCGUUUGGCCUGAUCUGAAAAAAGGUGUCUUUAAUGUUACGUAAUGAAAAUAUAACACUUCAAAUACGAAGGAUUAUCUGUAGCAUAAUAUGUUUGUGCUUUGAAUAUAGUGAGUUGCUGAAGACCUUUUUUCAGUUUGGGCGCUAAAAAAUAUUAAUAUUUCUUAAGAUAUUUUAAUUGACGUAAGAUUGUCUUCCUCAUUUGAGUGAGUCAAAUGAUUUAGUCACGAUGUCUGUGAUCGUAACGCGGCGGACUGUUUCGGAUGCUAAUGGCGCUUACAAACUAGGGCAUUUACUUGUAAUGGAAUAUCCGGUUCACGUGACACUCGAUGCGAUAACCACGCGAUUCGAACAUUUUUAUACCGGGUACUUGACCGGGUCAAAGAAUAAUUAUAAAAUGUUUAUCUAGAAAUAGAUUUCACUUUUUUUUGACCCAGUUUCGAAAUUUUAUUAUGGAUUUACGUAGUAACAAUAAGUACGGCGUUUGGCCGCUUUUAUUGAUGACGUUAUAAACUUCAUUUUUUUAAAACAUUUUCGUUUUAACGUUUCGUAAAAAGUAUCUCAUUUGACUAAGUUAUCGUAUCAAGUAUCCUAUUAUAAUAUAAGUACCUAAAUGCUGACAUAAUCUAGCAAAUGUUUGGCCUCGUCAUUUAUCUCCUUUUUAGGUUCUUCACACUAGAGCUCCGUGACAUCUUAUUACAAGUUAAUACCCCUGUCUGUAAGCUCCUAGAACAUCGUCUAGUUUUGUCAAGCCUUAAAGACUUAAGACGAGUGCAUUCGUAGAUAUUUGUAUAUAUGAAUAUGUUAUUCGUAUAUAUAGGUAAUAUACAAAGGUUACAGGGCGCGGUCUGUGCCAGCUGGCGAUUUGUUUAGUCGCAUUAUAUUGCAUAUACAAGACUAAAAAUUACCACGUAUAUCUCAUUAAAUCUUAUCCAUCCACGUGCCAUUACUUCUUAUAUUUUUGUACUUAAUUAUUACGACGUCUCACGCAAAAUGCUUGACCUUACCUAAAAUUGUUAGUCUAACAUCUGAAAACGUUAGAUUUUUAUAAUAAUAAGAGAAAACAAACAAAAAAUGGCAUUUGCUCUAUUAUCAUUCAAAGCUAGGAUAAAGGUAUACUCGUAAAUGUGAUAAUAUUUUAGAAAAAGUAAAAAAAAAUGCUUUUAAGUGUACACGUAUUUAAAUACAUAGUUAGUAAGGCUGAUUAUUAUCAACUUGGUGUGUGUAUUCAUGAUAUAAUUUCAUAUCGCUUUACUAUAAAAAUACACCAGCGUUGAAGAUGCGUGUAAAUAUUUAACAGAGGAG
Messenger RNA from Pectinophora gossypiella (pink bollworm), 2866 nucleotides. Its product is annotated as juxtaposed with another zinc finger protein 1. Gene Ontology annotation, cellular component: nucleus. The transcript has 5 exons. Bases 12 to 1100 code for a protein of 362 amino acids. Lineage: Eukaryota; Metazoa; Arthropoda; Insecta; Lepidoptera; Gelechiidae. The record is from RefSeq and is a predicted model, not a curated record.